AUGGCUCAUGCACUUAAAGAAAAAAUUCUUUCAAUUUUAUCUUUGUAUUUGUCCAAAGAAUGUCCAGCUUAUGCUGAGUUGAUACAACAAGUGGCAAAUAUUUCAGAUGAAAAGUUUAUUGAACCAUUGAAUAAACAAUCAUCGUCUACUAUUGAACGUGUUAUGUUUCUCCUCGACAACAUUAUUUAUUUUGUUAAUGAAUAUUAUCAAAUAAAUCGACAACAAGGACAAGAAUUAGAUCGUAUCUUUAACGAAAUUAGAAGUAUUUUGAUCGAUACAAUAAAUGAUAAUCAAACAAUGAAGAAGAAAAUUGUCAAUUUAGAGACUGAUAUUAAAUAUUUGAAAAACGAGAAUUAUGAAACAAAAAGAUACCGUACAACAGUGGAAAUUUUAACGCCCAUUGUACGGCAAAUUCGAACUACUAUGGUUCACCAAGGAAUUCCAGAUUUUUAUUAUUCAAAAAUAAUUAUAAAUGCAUAUAUAUUACGUGCUCAUGGUGAUAAUAUUUCCUGGGAAAUUGCUGAUUUUAAUGACAAUUAUCCUCAAACACAAUUUGAUUCUAAUACAUUUGAUCAACUUGAAUUGAUUAUUAAAAACAUUGCUAGUACAUUAAGAAUUGAUUAUGAUACGUUACUUGAAUUAUUAUAUAUGAAGUUGGAUAGAAAUGAGGUUAAACACGACUCAAUCAAAAAUUUUCUUCGAUACAAUGCAAAUGGAAAUUCAUCAUUCAACGCUUAUUUGAAUUCAAUGGGCAUUGCAGAUGUAUUUACCAUUAAUGAAAAAAUGUGUUUAGAAAUAUUGUAUAAAAAUCAUUUUGUUGCUCAUUAUAAUGCCAUUCAUUAG
Molecule: messenger RNA, 843 nt
Organism: Rotaria sordida
Lineage: Eukaryota; Metazoa; Rotifera; Eurotatoria; Philodinida; Philodinidae
Source: the annotation of a GenBank genome assembly